UAUCACCACUUUAACUGGUGUUCCAGAUGAGCACAUCAAAACCAGAAAAGUUCACAUUUUUGUUCCAGCACGUAAUGCAAUGCAGGCAGGAGUUAACAAUACAAAGAAAUGGAAGAUGGAAUUUGAUAACAGGGAGCGCUGGGAGAACCCUUUAAUGGGCUGGGCAUCUACAGCUGAUCCUUUAUCCAACCUGGUUCUUACUUUCUCUACUAAAGAAGAUGCCAUUGCCUUUGCUGAAAAAAAUGGCUGGAGCUAUGACGUUGAGGAGAAGAAGAUUCCAAAACCUAAAUUCAAGUCUUACGGUGCAAACUUUUCCUGGAACAAAAGAACAAGGGUGUCUACAAAAUAGGUUGGCAUUGGCUGUCUGACUGUGAAUAAAGUCAGCUGUGCUAUAUUUAUAGUCCAUGUAUAAUACAUCUCUUAAUCUCCUAAUAAAUUUGACCUUUAAACUACA
Molecule: messenger RNA, 454 nt
Organism: Pterocles gutturalis (yellow-throated sandgrouse)
Lineage: Eukaryota; Metazoa; Chordata; Aves; Pterocliformes; Pteroclidae
Gene: NDUFS4
Product: NADH dehydrogenase (ubiquinone) Fe-S protein 4, 18kDa (NADH-coenzyme Q reductase)
Exons: 3
Coding region: 80-349 (89 amino acids)
Biological process (GO): electron transport chain
Source: RefSeq, a predicted model, not a curated record